This is a messenger RNA of Myripristis murdjan (pinecone soldierfish), 2424 nucleotides long. Its product is annotated as protocadherin alpha-C2-like. The transcript has a single exon. The record is from RefSeq and is a predicted model, not a curated record. Gene Ontology annotation, cellular component: plasma membrane. Gene Ontology annotation, molecular function: calcium ion binding. Gene Ontology annotation, biological process: homophilic cell-cell adhesion. Lineage: Eukaryota; Metazoa; Chordata; Actinopteri; Holocentriformes; Holocentridae. The coding region runs from base 1 to 2424 and encodes 807 amino acids.
AUGGAUUUUCAAGCGUUUUCCACGGUCAUUGUCCUGUGUGCAAUAUGGCCCACUGCUUUGUCGGUGACACGGUACUCCAUAGCCGAGGAAAUGGAAAGGGGCUCCGUUGUGGCAAAUCUAGCUGCUGAUUUGGGACUGGAGCUUGGAGGUUUAGCUCAACGUGAGCUAAAACUUGAUAUUUUCCACAAUAAAAAAUAUCUAGACGUCAACAAAAAGACAGGAGAGCUGUAUGUUGUAGAAAAGAUGGACAGAGAAUAUCUUUGUCCAACAAAAACCACGACCUCUUGUUUUCUAAAGCUUGACGUGAUCAUAGAAAGUCCUUUACGUAUAUUCAACAUUGAACUCGGUAUAACAGACAUUAACGAUAACGCUCCCCAUUUUCGAAGAGACAGAGUAGAGCUCGACGUUUCAGAAUCGGCAACACCGGGAGAGAGAUUUUCUCUGCCUAAUGCUGUGGACCCAGAUGUUGGCAUAAACACAAUAAAAACAUACAAACUCAGUGAUAGUGAACAUUUCAUUAUAGAAAUUCAGACUGGGAGUGAUGGAACUAAAUAUGUCGACCUGGUGUUGACCAAAUCUUUAGACAGAGAGGAGCAUGCUGUUCAUAAUUUGAUACUGACUGCCGUGGACGGUGGGGCCCCUGUGCGCUCUGGCACAGCCAGUAUCAUUGUUUCGGUACAGGACACAAACGACAACGCCCCUCGUUUCGACAAACAGAUUUACACCCAUAACAUGAUUGAAAACAGUCCGAUCGGUACCCUUGUGAUGAAACUUAACGCAACAGAUCUUGACGAGGGUCUGAAUGCACAGAUAGUCUAUUCUUUCACCCUUUACACGUCAGAGAAAACACAAGAAGUAUUUGCUUUGAAUCCAGAUACAGGAGAGGUAACAGUAAAGGGUACUCUUGAUUAUGAAGAUAUGAAAUUUUAUGAGAUGCAUAUUGAGGCUAAAGACAAGGGGGCGCAUCCUUUACUGGGGCAAUGUAAAGUCGUGGUUAAUGUAACCGAUAUGAAUGACAACUACCCGGAGAUCACCAUACAGUCUGUUAAGAGCACAGUUAACGAGAACAUUCCUGUGGGAACAGUCAUUGCUUUGGUGGGUAUAAGCGAUAGGGACACCGGGGAUAAUGGCAAAGUAAGUUUAGCCAUAAACCAGCCCCUGCCCUUUAUUCUUAACAAGUCAUCAGAUAGGCCCAUCCAUUACAAUCUCAUAGUUUCAGAACCCUUGGAUCGUGAGGCAGUACCUGAAUAUGACGUAACAUUAAUUGUAACAGAUGCAGGAACGCCUCCCUUAACUGAUAAUGAAACAAUAACUUUGCAUCUACUUGAUAUUAAUGACAACGCGCCAAGGUUCCCACAGUCCUUCUAUACUAUACGUGUAAUGGAGAAUAACGCCCCUGGGGCCUUGUUGAGUUCCCUCACUGCGUUUGACCCAGACCUCCAUGAAAAUCAGUAUCUAGUGUAUUUUAUUAUCGAGAAGGAGAUCGCCAACACCUCCAUGUCCAUGCUGUUCUCCAUCAAUCCAGAGAAUGGUAAUCUUUACGCACUCAAGACGUUUGACUAUGAGAUGGAGAAAGAGUUUCUUUUCCACAUUGAGGCCAGAGACUCUGGUGUUCCUCCGCUCAGCAGUAACGUGACCGUCCACAUCAUUAUUUUGGACCAGAACGACAACACUCCUGUCAUUGUCUCUCCGUGGCGCGCGCACGGCUCUGUGGUGGAGGAGAAGAUCCCCAGAUCCACGGAUAAAGGCUCUCUGGUCGCCAAGGUGAUAGCCAUAGACACUGACUCGGUGCUGAACUCUCGGAUCACAUACCAGUUUCUGCAGGUGACUGAUGCCACCUUAUUCAGUCUGGACCAAUACAACGGAGAGAUUCGGACCAUGAGGAUGUUCAGUUACAGAGAUCCACGUCACCAGCGUCUGGUUGUUGUUGCCAAGGACAACGGGGAGCCGGCUCUCUCUGCCACAGUCACCAUCAAGCUGUCCACAGUGGAGACUGCUGUCAAGGCCUACUCUGACAUGACUGAGGUGCCUCUGGAAUAUGACAUCUUUUCGGACUUAAACCUGUAUUUGGUCAUCGGUCUGGGCUCGGUGUCAUUUCUGCUCUUGAUCACCAUAUUGGUCACCAUCGUGCUGAAGUGUCAGAAACCCAAGGCCAGCAAAGCGGCUCCCCCCUGUAGGAACAGUGUGAUCAGUGAGAGGAACUCGACCAUCGCAGACUCCACCCUGGUCUCCAACGAUGCCUACUGGUACAGUCUGUUUCUAGCGGAGACCAGGAAGGGAAAGCUGGUGGUUCGACAGCCUCUGCCAAAGGGCUCCAGGUACAUCGUGUCCAGUAUACCGAGGAGCACAGGGCUGACAGAGACUAGUGACUCGGCAGCUUCCACUCUGCAGGUGAGACGUGAAUUUCCACUUUUGUUUGUGUAG